AUGGCGUAUGGCCUGGACACCGAGUCGUUUCUGCUAGCAUUCACCCGUUUCUGCAAGCGCAGAGGUGUGCCAGCUGAGGUCGUGUCAGACAACGGGACGAACUUUGUCGGUGCAGAGGGAGAGCUAAGAGAACCCGUUCAAGCGCUAGGUUCUGAUGAAGUGGCCGCAAGUAUGGCCAGCCAAGGAGUUCAUUGGCGCUUCAAUCCGCCUCUCGCUCCGCACUUUGGCGGCGUAUUUGAGUGUGUGGUCAAGGCAGCAAAGCGCGCAAUGAUGGCAACUCUGUCCCAGGCCAAUCUCACUGAUGAGGAACUUGUAACUGCCAUGGUGAGUGCGGAAGGCCUGCUCAGCUCGCGUCCGUUGACCGCUGUCCGGACUGAAGUGGAUGACGCUGCACCGCUAACACCGAUGCACUUCCUAGCUGGACAGUGCGAGCUGACUCUGCCACUCGAAGAAGUCGCUGAGUUGCACCCACAGCGUCGUUGGCGGCUCCUCCAACAGCUCCUACGCGAGGUAUGGCGGCGAUGGCUUCGAGAAAUAGUGCCUCGGCUGAAUGUGCUUCAGCGAUGGUCUCGACGCAGCCGCAACAUCAAGCCCGGUGACAUUUUCCUCUGCAUGGACAAGUCUACUCCAAGAGGGCGUUGGCCGCUAGCCAAAGUGAUGGAAGUGUUCGCCGGAUGUGAUGGAUUGGUCCGUGUAGUGAACAUCAGAAUUGGCGCCAAGCAGUCCAAGCGGCCGAUAACGCAGUUGGUGCCGUUGGAAGUUGAACCCAUCGAUGAAGGUACCGGUCAGUAUGAUGAUCUCACGACUUCCGAUUAG
Molecule: messenger RNA, 816 nt
Organism: Sycon ciliatum
Lineage: Eukaryota; Metazoa; Porifera; Calcarea; Leucosolenida; Sycettidae
Exons: 1
Coding region: 1-816 (271 amino acids)
Biological process (GO): DNA integration
Molecular function (GO): nucleic acid binding
Source: RefSeq, a predicted model, not a curated record